This is a messenger RNA of Dujonia railenensis, 237 nucleotides long. The record is from the annotation of a GenBank genome assembly. NCBI's taxonomy places the organism in Eukaryota, Fungi, Ascomycota, Pichiomycetes, Serinales, Debaryomycetaceae.
AUGGCAAACAAAUCAGCAACCUCUAGGAACAAGUUUAAGAAAGUACUUUCUUCAAAAACUCCUUAUUCGUUCAAGAACGACGGUCUGGACGUUUUACUAUACUUGACAUAUAUUAAGUUCUUGAACAGUUUGCAGAGCCGAGUAGAUGAGUUGAAGGAAGAGGCGGGAAGCCCUGAAAAUUUGGCAAUAUUUUAUAAACAGGCAGCUAGUGAGGUGUUGCCUAAGUUCAGGGGAUAA